UAGUCAGAUUAGUCGAAACUUAUCGCUUGUUGCUUUGAAUAUUAUUAUGGUCUCGACCAUUUAGAAGUGCAUUGUCGGAGUGAAGUGUUUAAUAUUUCUGGGUUAGUCUGCAGCUGAUAGCGCUACCGAAAAUGAGUGGAAGUUCUAAUCCCCUAAGACCUUUACCGGCGGCUCUGCAAAAGGUGGCCAUCGAGGAGCUAAAUGAGGUGCCAAGUCGAGUGGAAUCGGAUAUAGCCACCCUGAAGAAAUGGCUGCAGAAGCAACCGCAUAUCUGUGCCUGUCUGGAGGAUCAGUUUCUGCUCAGUUUUCUUAGGGGAUCCAAAUUUAGUCUGGAGAAGGCCAAGCAAAAGAUCGAUCGAUUCUACAGUUUGCAAGCGGUUAUUCCAGAGGUUUUCAACGAACAUCGUUUGGCUGAUGAUCCCCAGGUGCUAGAGAUUAUUCAAAUGGGAGUUAUUCUGCGCAUUCCCCUCGAUAAGGAGGAUACUGGACCAGCUGUGACCAUCAUACGAGCGGGUUCCUAUGACAUCAACAAGUUCAAGUUCCAGGAUAUCAUACGAGUGGGUUCCAUGUUCGGCGAGAUCAUGAUGCUGGAGGAUGAUAAUGCCUCGGUUAGUGGUUACCUGGAGAUCAUGGAUAUGAGUGGAGUGACGGGUGCGAAUCUGUUUGCCCUUCAACCUCAACUUCUAAGCAAAUUCUCCGCGUAUGCGGAUGAGGCGAUGCCAACGCGUCAAAAGGGAAUCCAUUUCAUCAAUGUGCCCAAGUCAUUUGAGACGGGUUUUAAAGCCUUGCUUGGAUGGUUUCCGGGAAAAAUUAAAGAGAGGGUUUCAGUUAGUUCCGAUCCCAAGGCCAUUUUCGAUAGAAUCCCCAAGCACUAUCUCCCUAUAGAAUAUGGAGGUACUAAAGGAACCAUGAAGGAUAUUACAACCGAGAUGGAAGCAAAACUCCUUAAAUACCGCAGCUACUUUCAAGACUGUCAGCAUUUUGGAACCAAUGACAAGUUGCGCGAGGAACCCUCAAAUCUAAAACCCGAAGAAAGUCACUUUGGUCUAGAUGGCUCUUUUCGCCAGUUGGUCAUCGACUGAAUCGGUUAAAAUACCUGUUAACUCAUCUAAGCCAUAAACCCAUAAUAAAUGCUUUUGAUAAGCUCUA
Molecule: messenger RNA, 1149 nt
Organism: Drosophila takahashii
Lineage: Eukaryota; Metazoa; Arthropoda; Insecta; Diptera; Drosophilidae
Product: alpha-tocopherol transfer protein
Cellular component (GO): membrane
Molecular function (GO): phosphatidylinositol bisphosphate binding
Source: RefSeq, a predicted model, not a curated record